GAGAAAAACGAGAGAGAGGGGCUAGUGGAUGUAGCUCUAGCUGUGGGCCGGGGGGUGAGCUACCUAGCACGGCUGCUCUGCCGAAACAUCCAUGGGUGGCUGUGUCGGGAGCCACCACGACUCUUCGGGCAGCUUAAACGAGAACUCGGACGGCACUGGAGUGGCUCUAGGGCGUAACCAGCCCCUGAAAAGAGAGCGGCCUAAAUGGAAAAGUGACUACCCGAUGACUGAAGGCCAGCUGCGCAGCAAGAGAGAUGAGUUCUGGGAUACGGCGCCAGCAUUCGAGGGCCGGAAGGAGAUCUGGGAUGCGCUGCGGGCUGCGGCCAGCGCCUUUGAGAGCAAUGACCACCUGCUGGCUCAGGCCAUCCUCGACGGGGCCAGCAUUACGCUGCCGCAUGGAGCUCUGACUGAAUGUUACGAUGAACUGGGGAAUCGAUACCAGCUGCCAGUCUACUGCCUCUCUCCUCCCGUCAACAUGAUUGAAGAGCGCUCUGAUGAGCCUGAAGGUUCAGAUCCAGACUCCGGUGCUGCAGACCCAUCCACCGGCAGCACUGGUGACCCCAGCUCAGGAGGGGAGUGCCAGCUUCGGCUGCGGCUCUCCACAGGUCGUGACCUCCGGCUGGCGGUCCGCUCCACAGACACAGUGGGCAUGAUGAAGCGGCGUCUACAAAGUCAGGAGGGCGUGCCUGCCACAACCCAGCGUUGGUUUUUCUCAGGUCGCCCACUGACAGACAGACUGCGCUUGGACCAACUCAACAUCUCCAGGGACUAUGUAGUGCAGGUCAUCCUCAGCCAGCCGCCACCACCAGAGCCAGUAACCGCAGCAGGACAUAUACCAGAGGCCUCUGGGCCAGUGGCAGUGGAAGGAGUGGCUGCACUGCCCCAAGAGCCCACACCAGUGGAGAAUUAACACCCCCCCAACCUGGCAGCCUAGAGGUUGGUAAACCGGUGGGCUGGCAGUAUAAAAGGAGGAUAACAAAGGAGAAAAAGAAAGAAUGACUUUUCUCUUUUGGUUUGCACUCUCCUCUCCUCUCCUCUCCUGAGUCAGUUGUUUUUGCUGAAAAGGGCUGUGUUUGGGCAGAGGUUGGUUGUCUGCUGGAGCAAAAGGACUCUUGAAUCGAGAAAAGACUCUUCGUUUUGGUUUUACACAUUGAAAUAUUGACCUUUUUGAAGUCUUUUUAACUGUUCCUAUGGAAACCAAACAACAAAAAGAGAACUUUGUAAGAUGGCUUAAAGGGUUUUCUUAGCAACACUGAUGUGCGAAUGUUUCUGCAUUUCAGUUUCCAUUCAAGUUAUGCUCUCUGGCAAAACUGUUUGAGGCUACAGGGUUAAACAUCCGUUUUCAUUAGACAUUUUUAACUCGUACAGUUCAGAAAGAAAUUAAUAAAGAUAAUUUAACAAUCAUGACAGUUAUUCAGGCAGUUACUCUUAAUUAUAUGUGAAUCAAAUUUCAAAAAAACAAAAAAAACAAAAAGUAAUCACCUGGGGAUUAAGUGAGUAUGCUAACAGUUGUAAAGAAAGGUAUUCUAUUAGUAUUUCUAGUUAGCAAACAGAUAUGUUCUCCGUCUUGACAUGAGGUUGCAGACGGGGGGCUUGACUGGAUGUUUUACCAAGCUGCCGCUGGAUUAUAUACUUUAUUUCACUCUGCUUACAGAACAAUCAGAGUAAUCAUGUAAUAAACCUUAUGUAGUCAGCCUAUGUGUGUGAGUGGAUGUGAAUAAGUGUGUGUACGUGCGUGGAUGUCCAUGUAUGAUCAAGACACAACCACACUUAUUCAUGUGGCAAAAGGAUGGACAUCAGAAACACAGUUACAUAUUUUGAUUAAAAAUAGAAUGGUUUUUAAUUAAAAUUGAUAAUUGUUUCUA
Molecule: messenger RNA, 1865 nt
Organism: Xiphias gladius (swordfish)
Lineage: Eukaryota; Metazoa; Chordata; Actinopteri; Istiophoriformes; Xiphiidae
Gene: ubtd2
Product: ubiquitin domain containing 2
Exons: 3
Coding region: 92-910 (272 amino acids)
Molecular function (GO): protein binding
Source: RefSeq, a predicted model, not a curated record